Lagopus leucura (white-tailed ptarmigan) is the source of this 761-nucleotide messenger RNA. RefSeq names its product bridging integrator 3 (gene BIN3). NCBI's taxonomy places the organism in Eukaryota, Metazoa, Chordata, Aves, Galliformes, Phasianidae. The record is from RefSeq and is a predicted model, not a curated record. The annotation marks the transcript as partial. Gene Ontology annotation, biological process: plasma membrane tubulation; endocytosis; actin cortical patch localization. The transcript has 8 exons. Gene Ontology annotation, molecular function: lipid binding; protein binding. Gene Ontology annotation, cellular component: actin cortical patch; cytoplasm.
GGAUCCCGUUCAAGAUCGGGCAGCCCAAGAAACAGAUUGUACCCAAGACAACGCUCCUUGCCUUCGUCCUGCACGCCUCACCCCGAGCACCGGCCCGCGUUCCUCCUCCAAAGUGAGUGCUUGGCUGCUGGCCCCAAGCUGCCAGUGCAGAACUGGGCAGCAGGGAUGGAGCGGCCCCGUCACGUCCCUCCAUGGCAUUCCUGCAUCUCCCAGCCUUUGGCAACAGCAGCCCCUGCUGCCCCCAGGACUUGGAGAUUUGCCUCCUGUUCUUCUCAGUGCCGGCUGCCAGAACUGCCUGCCCUGGGAGCCGCCUCCAUCCCACCCAGCCCCACAUUUGGGUGGAGAGAGACUUUGAGAGGGAAUAUGGGAAGCUGCAGCAGCUGGAAGAGCAGACCAAAAAGCUUCAGAAGGACAUGAAGAAAAGCACAGACGCAGAUUUGGCCAUGUCCAAAGCAGCAGUGAAGAUCUCCUCCGACCUGCUGUCCAACCCGCUGUGUGAGCAGGACGCCGCCUUCCUGGAGGUGGUCACCGCCUUCGACACGGCCAUGAGGAGGAUGGAUUCCUUCAACCAGGAGAAGGUGAACCAGAUCCAGAAGACGGUGAUGGAGCCCUUGAAGAAGUUCAGCAGCGUCUUCCCCAGCCUCAACAUGGCGGUGAAGCGGCGCGAGCAGAGCCUGCAGGAAUACCGGCGGCUGCAGACCAGGGUGGAGAAGUACGAGGAGAAGGAGAGGAGCGGGCCGGCCGUGGCAAAGCUGCACCAG